AAGCACGAUGAUACAAUUCAUUUUCUAUCACGCGGAAAUGUCGUCACAUUUCUGAUGACAUCACUGCGAUGUGUAGGUGAUAUCACAUCUAUGAAUAUUUGGCAAGAUGAAGAGGGAAGCAACCCAAAAUGGUAUAUUGAACGGCUUGUUGUUCGUGACUAUGAAACUAAUGAAUGUUGGUUUUUCCUGGCAAACGAAUGGUUGAACGAUGAAAAACCGUUUGCUGAACCGAUGGAACUUGUUUUAUAUCCUGCAACAAUGAAGGAACUCCAUUCGUUUCGAAACAUAUUUCUUAUAAAAGUAUCAUAUUAUUUAAAAGAUAGGUCAGUUGAAUAAGUCAAUAUUUCAUUUUAAAUUAAUACUGGCAAUGGGAAUACAGUAAAAAUGUACUGCAGCGCCUUUUUCUGUGUUUUAGA
Molecule: messenger RNA, 416 nt
Organism: Styela clava
Lineage: Eukaryota; Metazoa; Chordata; Ascidiacea; Stolidobranchia; Styelidae
Source: RefSeq, a predicted model, not a curated record